Molecule: messenger RNA, 1353 nt
Organism: Phragmites australis (common reed)
Lineage: Eukaryota; Viridiplantae; Streptophyta; Magnoliopsida; Poales; Poaceae
Product: putative pectinesterase 63
Exons: 4
Coding region: 40-1353 (437 amino acids)
Biological process (GO): cell wall modification
Molecular function (GO): pectinesterase activity
Source: RefSeq, a predicted model, not a curated record
UUCAUCAUCGAUCUCUUGCAUGCACGGUGCCAUUCAGCCAUGGGGCAAAAUAGUUAUUCUUCACCUGUUGAUCUUGCCAUUGUUGUUCUUGCACUAGUACUGGCACCAUUCGUCUAUGUUGCUGCUUGGUCGUCGUCGUCGUCGUCAAAUCUGCAGCAAGCUAGCUUCGCCGUCAACACCGUCGGGAAGGGGCCCAGUCCUGGCGGCCAAGCCAGUUUCGUCGUUGACAACAAUGGCGCCGGGACCAGCAAGCUACCGCAGAACUCUGGCGGCGGCGGCAAAGGCGGGGCUGCCGGCAGCUUCGACGAGUUCAUCGCCGAGAACGUGCAGAGCUACACAGCGAACGCGCAUAUCUACGCCGAGAAGGUGAAGAUUGGCACCGGCGGGAAGGCGGUGGACGCCGACCUGUCGGCGGCCGAGGCCGGGGCGGUGAGGUACGUGGUGAGCACCGACGGCAAGGGGAAGUUCAGGACCGUCACCGAGGCCGUGAAGGCCGUGCCAGAGAGGAAUAAGAAGCGGGUCAUCCUCAACAUCAGGCCGGGCACCUACAAGGAGAAGGUGUGGGUCCCGUACACGAAGCCGUUCAUCACGUUCCUGGGCGACCCCAAGAACCCGCCAGUGAUCACGUGGGACGACACGGCGGCGACCCGCGGCAAGGACGGCGCCCCCGUGGGGACCGUCGGCAGCGCCACCGUCGCCGUGGAGGCCGACUACUUCAUCGCCUCCGGCAUCGUCUUCAAGAACCACGCACCGCUGGCGGCGCCGGGGCAGAAGGGCGGGCAGGCGGUGGCGCUGCGGGUGUUCGGCACCAAGGCGGCCUUUUACAACUGCACCAUCGCCGGCGGGCAGGACACGCUGUACGACCACAAGGGCCUCCACUACUUCAAGGGCUGCGCCAUCCAGGGCAGCGUCGACUUCAUCUUCGGCUUCGGGAGGUCGCUCUACGAGGACUGCACCAUCACGUCGGUGACGAAGCAGGUGGCGGUGCUGACGGCGCAGCAACGGACCAAGAACAUCGUGGGCGCCAUCGAGAGCGGGUUCUCCUUCCUGCGGUGCAAGAUCACCGGCGCCGGCCAGAUCUACCUGGGCCGCGCCUGGGGCGACUCCUCGCGGGUGGUCUACUCCUACACCACCAUGGGCAAGGAGGUCGUGCCCGUCGGCUGGGACGGAUGGAACAUUCAGAAGCCCGAACGGAGCGGGAUCUAUUACGGGGAGUACAAGUGCAGUGGGCCGGGGGCGCUGGCUCAGAAGCGGAUCGGGUGGUCGCUGAUCCUGAACGACAUCCAGGCCAAGCCUUUCACCGGCACGCACUUCGUCUACGGCGACUCGUGGAUCCUGCCGCCGCCCAAGUAG